Molecule: messenger RNA, 1451 nt
Organism: Xenopus laevis (African clawed frog)
Lineage: Eukaryota; Metazoa; Chordata; Amphibia; Anura; Pipidae
Product: mitogen-activated protein kinase 12
Exons: 12
Coding region: 52-1131 (359 amino acids)
Source: RefSeq, a predicted model, not a curated record
AACCUGGGGAGAGAUAGAACUCAUUGUCACUGAGCUCGGCUGGGAGACACCAUGGAGUCCGGGGCAAGGAAAGGUUUCUAUAGGCAGGACAUUAACAAGACUAAAUGGGAAGUGCCCGGGCGAUACACAGACUUGGCUGCAGUGGGCUCAGGGGCCUAUGGAACUGUAUGCUCUGCUCAAGACCAUCUGACAGGGGAGCGGGUGGCCAUAAAGAAGCUUCUCCGUCCAUUUCAGUCAUUGGUUCAUGCCAAGAGAGCCUAUCGGGAGCUUCGCCUACUCAAGCACAUGAAGCAUGAAAACGUCAUUUCUCUCCUUAAUGUCUUCACACCAGACGAGUCGAUGGGAACCUUUCAGACUUUUUACCUGGUUAUGCCGUUUAUUGCUGUUGACUUAAGCCGGGUGAUGAGAAUGCAAAGACUCAAUCACAGCACAAUAAUGUACCUUCUCUAUCAGAUCCUGCGGGGCCUCCAGUAUAUCCACUCUGCUGGAAUUGUGCACAGGGAUCUUAAACCAAGUAAUCUGGGAGUAAAUGAAGACUAUGAGCUAAAGAUUUUAGAUUUUGGACUUGCCCGGCCAACUGAAUUCGAAAUGACAGGAUAUGUGGUGACUCGCUGGUACCGAGCUCCGGAGGUGAUUCUGAACUGGAUGCAUUACAACCAAACAGUGGAUAUUUGGUCAGUUGGGUGUAUCCUGGCAGAAAUGAUCACUGGCAAAGUCCUGUUCCCUGGUGGAGACUAUUUUGAUGAGCUAAACAAGAUCAUCGAGGUAACAGGAAGCCCACAGCCAUCACUGAUCAACAAGAUGGAAAGCUCACAUGCUCAAGACUAUGUGAAAAUGCUCCCGAAGAAACAAAAAAAGAAUUUUAAGGAGCUCUUUCCAACUAUGAGUACAAUAGAGACUGAUCUUUUAGAGAAGAUGCUGGAUCUAGACCCUGAAAAAAGAGUAAAUGCAGCGGAAGCCUUAUCCCAUCCAUAUCUGGAGGAAUAUAAUGAUUCUGAUCCUGAUCCACCUGCAGAGAAAUAUGAUGACUCCUUUGAAAGCCUAGAACUGGAUGUCCACGAGUGGAAAAGUUUGAGCCACAUGGAAAUAAUGACAUUUGAGCCAACGAAACUGAGCCAAGCAGCUACUUAACUACACAGGGCUUAUCCUCCACAAUAACUACCACCUUCUCAGCUCUUUGGAGCGGAUCCAGGACAAGAAACGAGGAGCUGCAGAAUUCAUAGGAUGGCAGAAAUAUGGCGUGCUGACCCAAAAGAACUUGUUCAUUAAGCUGAGCAUUCACUGCCAAUGUGACUCAGUUUAUUGUUUUUUAUGCAAAUAUCCGUUACUUUAUGUUGAUAAUGGUCUUGUUUUUGUAUUGUGAGAACUGAGCCAUAAGCUUCACUGGAGGCCCGUUUCGAAAUAAAAAAAAAAAAAAAAACUCUUGGUAAAAUGGCAAAUGAUAAAUAUAA